AUGCUUGAACUGGUCCCAUUUAUCAGUGGUCCUCCAGAACUUGUCGCUGGAAUUGCCAGCUGUGCAGGAGCCGAGUACAUUAACGGAUAUUACGAAGUCAACUGUGAUGAAGUUGACACCAUACCAGAUCUGACUAUCACUUAUGCACAAGUACUUCUUCAUAUAUCACCGGAUAAGUUUAUCACUAAGAUAGAAGACAGAUGCGUCCUCGCAUUAGCUAUUCAGUCAGGCGCUGGUCUGGGACCAGAUGUCUUCCUUGGCACUCCACUUUUCAAGCAAUACUGCAUCAGUGUGCAUUUUGGACAAAGCUGGAUUGGGUUUAAUGAAGUGAAAGGUGCUGUUCCUACAAAUUCUAGCGUUAGGUAAGC
Messenger RNA from Cylicostephanus goldi, 368 nucleotides. The record is from the annotation of a GenBank genome assembly. NCBI's taxonomy places the organism in Eukaryota, Metazoa, Nematoda, Chromadorea, Rhabditida, Strongylidae.